UUUCUAGCGUCGCGGUUGCGGGACAAAGUUUGUUUGACGGAAAUGGUACGGGAAGAGAAAUACAGAAAAUAUUAAUAACUUUCUUUAAAAUGGGUGGAUAUUGGUCGUCUAAAGGCAGUGAAAGUCCUGUUGUUGAAGUAGCUCCAUCUACACCUCAAAAACGUAAACAUGAACCAGAAGAAGUAGAUGCUGAAGAAUGUUGUGAAAGGAAUACCCCCAGAAAGAAAAUGAGAACCACUUCAGAAUAUAUUUAUAAAACUCUUUAUGUUAAUGGUGAAAAUAGUGAUAUCAAGAUAAAAGCUUUAGAUGUAACAUGGAAACUGCACAAGAUAUAUCUUUGCCAAUCAGCAUAUUUUCGAAGCAUGAUUAAAGGAGAAUGGGUAGAGAAGGAGCAAGAAGAAGUGUGUAUUCACAUACCGGAUGAUCUAAUCAACACCAAAGCUCUAGACAUUGCAUUUGGCAGUCUGUACAGUUACGAAGUCGAUGUUGAGCUGCUGACAAAGAAUUUAAUUCCUGUGUUAGCUGCAUCAAGAAUGUUCCAACUUGAUGGAUUACUACAACACUGUGAAGACACUAUGCUUGAAACGAUAUGUGCAGAGUAUGUUUGUCAGUAUUACGAUGCAUCAACACGAUAUGGAUUAAUACUCGUUAAGGAAAGAUGCUUCUCAUGGCUGGAAAGGAAUUUACUUUUAUGUCGAACAUCAGCACUAGCAAAAUACCUUUCAGAAGAAUUACUUGAACUUCUUCUGGUGUCGAAACACUUUGUGGUUAUGCAAGUAGAGAUGGACAUUUACAACUUCUUAAAAAUUUGGCUUUACCUUCAGUUGCACCCAACUUGUGAGCUUCCACUCAAAAAACUAGUUGGUGAAACACAGAAAUUUUUUCAUGAACAAAAGAACAAAAAUCACACUGAGUUUUUGUCGUGCCCGAUGGGUUCGAAAUUUGUGGAUGUUUUUAAAUGUUUACGUGUUCAAAAUAUGGUUGGCGAUAUAAAGUGUAUUAAAUUGUUAGAAAAGGAUUUUAUAAUUCCAAAGGACUGGCUAUUACCACUUUAUGAAUGGCAAUGGCAAAAAAUGUUAUCGGUUUAUUCUGGCGAAGAUAAUGGACCUGCAGACAUAAGUGAAGAAUUUUUCGAAGAGAAUUCUUGCAGAUGUGGGAGAAUUCUUGAAUCAGACACAAGAUACUGCUGGAGAUGGACAGGUUUUUCUUAUGGGAUAGAUAUGAUAGUAACAUACAACAACAGAACAAAAACGUUGUCAGUGAAGAGAAAUACGUUCAGUCAACCAUGUAAUUUCGCUGUUUGUUUACAAAGUACACGUUCUGUUGCGUUAAGGUUUAAAGCUUUCACUCUUGCUGAUUCAGGACAAGAGGCUCUGUGCAAAGAUACAGGAGUAAUGACAUGGACAUUUCAGACAGACGAGGAAAUUCCAGUUAUUGUUUUUGAUGACACAUGGAAUUUUCCUGUCUAUAUCAGUGCUAGGUUGUUACUUGCCACAAGACCUGAAUAAAAUAUGUUUUUAAACAAAUCUUCGAUUUUAAUAAUAUUUAUUUUAGUAUUCUAAUGUUGUGUUUUUCAAAGUUUCAACAUUUUUUGGGCUAGCAUCAUUUUAUAUUAUUCAGGCUUUGAAUAACGAUGAGAUUUUUAUGAGAAAUGUUAUUUAGUGCUAUGAAAUGCAAACAUUAUAUGAAUGUUUUGUUUCAACUAGCAUGGUAAGUGUUUAAAAGGUUUAUUUAUUUGUUAAUAUUGUAUAUUGAAUAUUUUCUUGGAUACCAAUAUCUGUCUAAUUAAUUUGUCGCUGUGAUGAUCCCUUUACUGGAAUUAUACCAUGGUAUUUUGUAGCA
Molecule: messenger RNA, 1842 nt
Organism: Hydractinia symbiolongicarpus
Lineage: Eukaryota; Metazoa; Cnidaria; Hydrozoa; Anthoathecata; Hydractiniidae
Product: germ cell-less protein-like 1
Exons: 10
Coding region: 90-1508 (472 amino acids)
Biological process (GO): germ cell development
Molecular function (GO): protein binding
Source: RefSeq, a predicted model, not a curated record